Messenger RNA from Myotis brandtii (Brandt's bat), 2401 nucleotides. RefSeq names its product protein-O-mannose kinase (gene POMK). NCBI's taxonomy places the organism in Eukaryota, Metazoa, Chordata, Mammalia, Chiroptera, Vespertilionidae. Gene Ontology annotation, cellular component: endoplasmic reticulum membrane. Gene Ontology annotation, molecular function: carbohydrate kinase activity; ATP binding; protein kinase activity. The record is from RefSeq and is a predicted model, not a curated record. The coding region runs from base 533 to 1585 and encodes 350 amino acids. Gene Ontology annotation, biological process: protein phosphorylation; protein O-linked glycosylation; carbohydrate phosphorylation. The transcript has 5 exons.
AAAGCCUUUUUUAAGAAGUGGGCUCAUGCGGUGAAAAUAAAACUCAUGUAUGGGAAUUAAAUGCACCAGGGAUUCUCAGACUUUAGUGUGCGUCUGAGUCACCCGGAGGACUUGUCAACAGAUUUCUGGGCCCCACCUCAGAGUUUCUGAUUCAGUAGGUCUGGAGUGAGGACUCAAGAACUCGAAUUUCUCACAAGUUCCGAGGGGAUGCUGCAGGCCCAGGGACCACAGUUUGAGAACUACUGACCUACACCUACUUGUGGAAGGAAAGAAAAAUAGAUCCAAUUUGCUGCGUGGAGAAUGGAUUGAAAAGGAGAACGUGGGAGACCAUGUAGGAAACUGUUGCGGAAGCCCAGAGUAGGGUCUGCCUCCAGCGCCCCGAGGGUCCAGCACCUGAUGUCCAGGGCCCUUCCCCAGCCUUCUCCCCUCCCAACCCUCCACCAUCCAACAACUAAAGCUGUGAUGCCUGCCCUCACCACAGUCCGCACACCGGCGCCAGGGCAUUCCUUUGGAAAUUACAGAGGAUAACAACAUGGAGAUGAAGCCGCAGGAUGGUCGAAGGAGUCCCCCCCACAGGGAGGUGCCCCCAGUCGUGGGGCUGCUGCUGGCCAUGGCUGUCAUGAACGCGCUCCUCUACCUCUGCCUCGAUCGCUUCUUCAUCGCCCCCCGGCGUUCCGCCCUGGACCCCCGGCACUGUCCCUAUGGUCACUUCAGAAUGGGACAGAUGAACAACUGCUCAGCAUGGCUGUCCUGUGAGGAGCUGAGGACAGAAGUGAGGCAGCUGAAGCGUGUUGGGGAAGGAGCCGUGAAGAGAGUCUUUCUGUCCGAGUGGAAGGAACGCAAAGUCGCUCUCUCACGGCUCACCAGUCUGGAGAUGAAAGACGAUUUCCUCCACGGACUGCAGAUGCUAAAAUCUCUGCAGAGCAAACAUGUCGUCACGCUGCUUGGCUUCUGUGAAGAUGACAACACUAUUCUCACCGAGUAUCACCCCUUAGGGUCCUUGAGCAGCCUGGAAGCGACGCUCAACCUUUCCAAGUACCAAGCCGUGAACACCUGGCAGCAGCGGCUGCAGCUGGCCAUGGACUACGUGGGCAUCAUCCACUACCUGCACCACAGCCCCCUGGGCACGCGGGUCAUGUGCGACUCCAACGACCUGCCCAAGACGCUGUCCCAGUACCUGCUGACCAGUAACUUCAGCAUCGUGGUGAACGACCUGGACGCGCUGCCCCUGGUGAACCGCAGCGCCGGGGCGCUGGUGAAGUGCGGCCACAGGGAGCUUCACGGGGAUUUCGUGGCUCCGGAGCAGCUGUGGCCCUAUGGAGAGGACGUGCCUUUUCGCGACGAUCUCAUGCCCUCGUACGACGAGAAGAUCGACAUCUGGAAGAUUCCCGACGUCUCCAGUUUCCUUUUGGGACACGUUGAAGGGAGCGACAUGGUCCGAUUCCAUUUGUUCGAUAUCCACAAGGCCUGUAAGAGCCAGACUCCUGCAGAGAGGCCCACCGCGCAGGCCAUUCUGGACACUUACCAGAAGGUUCUGAAUUCACUCAGAGACACCGUGACGUCUCAGACCAGAGAAAUGCUAUGAAGACUAGUCCGGUCAGUGAGGGGUGCGAGUUAAGGAACAGCAGUUCUGCUCUGACAGUGAGCUUGCUGCUGUUCAGCCAGGUGGCUCCUCCUCUGGACCCACGUGCACAUGUGAGCGGCUGCCUCUGCUGGCCACCGGGGCGGAAAUUGCUAAGCCAGAGCAACCGACGUGAUCUAAGUCUGGCUUCCCUUCUAACGUUGACCGCUCCCAGGAGAAGAUGCAGAGAAGCCGUGAAUCUGACCUGUAUCUGAAGGAAGUAACUACAGAAAGAUGUAGCUGGAAAGAGCCUUUCCCUGACCUAAUAACUGAGUUUGUAAGCUUGUAAGAAAGGUAGAUAGAGACGAUUUUUAAAUGGCAGUAUAUGAAAGAAGCAUAGAGUAGUUCUCCAAGGAAUUUUCUUUCCUCUGUUUUGGGUGGUAAUCAACAUACCAGGUCCUGGGAGUAUCCCUGGUCUGCUUCACUUUGUAUGGGUGGGGCCACCCUUACUGUUUUAAGUGAUUGCUCUGUGAAGCUCCAGUGCCAUCCUUCCUAGGAGCUUAAGGAGAACUAUGAUGGCAUGCUCUUUGAAAUUUGUUUUUUAAUAUAUUUUUACUAGAGGCCCGGUGCACGAGUUUGUGUACAGGUGGGAUCUUGCCAGCCAGCCCCAAACGGGGUAGGUGCGGCCGAUUGGGGGUGGGACCAGGGGGAGGGGUCAUGGGCGGUUGGCUGGUUGGCCCCGCCCCCUGUUCAAACUUCUGGUUGAAUGCCCAUCGAGGGGACAAUUUGCAUAUUAGCCUUUUAUUAUAUAGGAUUGAUUUCAAAGAGAGAGAAACAUCA